Diversispora eburnea is the source of this 825-nucleotide messenger RNA. Lineage: Eukaryota; Fungi; Glomeromycota; Glomeromycetes; Diversisporales; Diversisporaceae. The record is from the annotation of a GenBank genome assembly.
AAAAUUUAGUGACCCCUCAAGAAAUCUUAUUUGAUGAUAAUGACGAAUAUAUUAAUAAUCAAAAUAAUUAUAUAAUAAAGGAAAUAUUAUAUAAAAAACCUGGAACAGAAGCAACUUGGAUAACAAGGCACAUAAAAUUUCGCCAUUUCCUUCCUUUGGAAUAUAUCCAAGAACCAAAAAAUUCUAAAGAUCUUUCAGUAAAAAAAAUUUUUUUGGACCUCUACUUUGAUGACUUCGGGACAUACCGUACAGUUUAUCAUUCCCUAGGUGGUAUAUAUGUACAAGUUGGUAAUAUGCCUUUUGACUUGCGAAAAUUAUUAAAAAAUCAUUUUGUUAUUGGGUUCGUUCCUUUUGGUGCUUCAUUUAAUGAAUUCAUAAAACCCUUUAUAAGAGAUAUCCAGUUAUUAGAAAAAGGAAUACCAAUGAAGAUCAAUAAUAUAGAAUAUUUAAUAAUAGGUGGUUUAGGAGUUGUUACAGCAGACUUACCUCAAGGAAAUGAUCUCUGUGGCAUAAAACGACAUGGCGCAAAUCAUGGGUGUCGCAAUUGCCUUGUACCUCGAGAACAAUUAUCUGAUAAAAAUUAUGAUCGUCUUCAAAAUGCCCGUUAUUUUCAUCAGAUAAAAAAAUUACGACGACAAUAUAAUUUAUUAAAAAGUGUACAAGAAAAAAAAGAUUUUGUGACGAGACAUGGAAUAAGUAUUCAACCUUCACCUUUUUCUUAUUUAAAAUUUAAUCCAUUUCAACAAAUACCUCAAGAUGCUUAUCAUGCUGUUUCUGGAAAAAUCGCCCGUCUGAUGGAAAUAACAAUUGAUUUAUUAUCUGAAA